This is a messenger RNA of Saccostrea cuccullata (small rock oyster), 2705 nucleotides long. RefSeq lists its product as uncharacterized. Gene Ontology annotation, molecular function: protein binding; uroporphyrinogen decarboxylase activity. Gene Ontology annotation, biological process: heme biosynthetic process. The coding region runs from base 151 to 2277 and encodes 708 amino acids. The transcript has 16 exons. Gene Ontology annotation, cellular component: cytosol. The record is from RefSeq and is a predicted model, not a curated record. Lineage: Eukaryota; Metazoa; Mollusca; Bivalvia; Ostreida; Ostreidae.
UGCGCAAUGUUACAUUGUUUACGGAAGAAGUAAGUGGCCGUUCACACGUGAAAAUGUAGAUUACAGUAUUUUUAUUUUUUGACAUGACUCACUGAUUGAUAUUUUUCAGCCACCUUUGAUUCUGUUGUAUCACCCUACUGAAAGAAGUACAUGUACAUGAUGGAUAAAAAUGCAGACAGAUCAAAUAAUCCUGAGAAAGAAGAUAAAUAUCCUCCAUCAGAUUCAAUCUCCAUAGAAGAUGGAGUCGAUAUCACAGAUCUUCAGAUUGAAGAUGAACAGAGGACAGACGUGUCACUCACAUUAGAAAAAUUACCAGUGGAACUGUUAAUGCACAUCUGCAGUUUUUUAGAUGCAAAGUUUCUUGUCCACACCCUGAGUAAAGUGUGUAUUAGUUUUCAGGACUUGUUUGUUAGUGACAUAUACUGGAAAACCCGUAUCCACAAAAGAUGGCCCAAACCAUAUCCACCUGUAUAUGAUGAAAACUUCAGCUGGAGGGAGGCCUGUGCGGAGAGGGAGGAAUCCUACAGAAUCUGGAGUAAUCCAGAUCAAACCUGUCACCAUUUCUUCUACAGAGAGGGUAUUUUUGCCCCUGUAGAUGCUGUUCAUCUAAUGAAUAAUGGGACCAUAUUAGCCUCAGGAUCUAGGGACAGAUAUCUUAAUAUUCUGGAUUUGACCAAGUACAGUCCAGAUGAUUCAGCCAGUGUAAAAGCCAUGAAAAUAUACUCAGAUGCCAAGGCACACAAAGGUUGGAUAUGGAGUUUGGCAUCACAUGACAAUAAGCUAUGUUCUGGAUCCUGGGACACCUAUAUCAAAAUGUGGGACCUCAAUAAUGGAGUUACUGAGUGCAGCAAGUACAAAUGUAAAUCAGCCAUUCUUGGGAUCCACUUUGAAGCCAAUCAGGUAUUUGCUGCAGGAUAUGAUCGACAUAUUUACAUCAUUGACCCUCGUGAUGGGGAGGUCCACAGGAAGCGUUACCAUCGGCGACCUGUUCUGUGUUUGGCAGCAGACGACAAGUAUAUUGUGACAGGAAGUGAAGACAAAACAGUGGCUGUAUUUGAUAGGAGAGCUGGACAGGUGUACAAAACUAUACAGACAUUUGAUGUUGGUCACUCUGGUAAAGCCACUGGAGUUAUUUACACACCAGGAGCAAUAUUCUCUUGUUCCACAGACAACACAAUCAAAGUACUGGAUCCCACCCUUAAUCCAGAACCCCUGACAAUAAUCACUGAACACACAGCUGAUGUAUCCAGAUUUUUUCCACCUCUAAAGAAUGAUCUUAUAUUAAGAGCUGCCAGAGGAGAGAGAACAGAGCGUACACCAGUAUGGCUGAUGCGUCAAGCAGGCCGCUAUUUAUCAGAAUAUGGUGAAUUUAAAGCAGAGCAUUCAGCCUCAUUUUUUGAUAUGGUCAGAAACCCGGAGUUUUCAUGUGAGAUAACUCUUCAGCCUUUGAAGCGGUUUAACCUUGAUGCAGCUAUCAUUUUCUCUGACAUUUUAGUCAUUCCACAAGCUUUAGGAAUUGGAAUUGACAUUGAAGAAGGAAAGGGUAUGACAUUUGACUUUUUACUCCAAACUCCAGAAGAUCUGAAAAAAUUGAACACAAUAGUUGACGUGACGCAGGAACUUCAUUACGUGAUGGAUGCCAUUACUCUGACCAGACAGAGACUGGAGGGACGGUGUCCACUCAUCGGUUUCUCUGGUGCCCCCUGGACCAUUAUGAAGUACAUGAUUGAUGGCAGCUCAGCAGCCCCCGUCCCCAAGGCCAGGAGGUGGCUAGUCCAGUACCCUGAGGCCAGUAACACACUACUGCAGCUACUGACGACCAAAACAAUAGAUUACCUUGUAGCUCAGGUCAAGGCCGGGGCACAGAUGCUGCAGGUGUUUGAUAGUAAUGCUGGUGAAAUGGGCCCGGGAUUGUUCAAUAAAUUUGGGCUUCCCUACCUUAGAAAAGUGGCUUAUGGAGUCAAGGAGAGACUGACUGAACAAAAUAUAGAACAUGUUCCUAUGGUAGUUUUUGCCAAAGAUGUUCAUUUUGCCCUAGAGGACUUGUCAAAUAGUGGUUAUGAAGUAGUAGGAAUUGACUGGACCAUUAAACCAACACAUGCAAGAAGAUUGGAGGAGCUUAAACAUGCUGUUAAAGACAUGGUAACUAAGUUCGGAACCCAACGAUACAUUGCCAACCUGGGUCACGGGGUCAUCAGGGACACCGACCCCGAGAGUGUGAGGACGUUUGUGGACUCGGUUCAUAUCUACUCGGAGGAAAUUAAUGCUAAUGCCUAGUCAACGAAACUGACACUGUGAUAAAGUAUCCAAAUAUGAUUGUAUUAUGAAGUGUCUCUGGCCUGUGCCAUUUUUUUUUUUUUUCAAAUGAGAAACACAUAUCUGCAGCAGAUAAUUUAUUAUGUUAAUACUGUUUCUUGUUAUCAUUCGUUUGUUUGUACAUGUAUAUUUUAUUUAGAAAUGUGGCAGAUGCAGUAUGUUCAUAAACUUGUGUUCAUAUUUUUCAUAAGGAGGUUGAUACUGACAUGCCAAAAUAAUGUCCACAAAUUUUGUUGAAUAUAAGUAAAACUUCUGAGUUUAAAUUCAAAUCAGAAGUAACCUCUUCUUUCCAGUAUCUUUGUAAGAACUUAUGAGAAGAAAGUUUAUCAUGUGUUACCCUUUUAGGUGAUACUAACAUAACAAAUAAACAAAUAUUUUAUUCAAGACAA